Messenger RNA from Pseudocercospora fijiensis CIRAD86, 189 nucleotides. RefSeq lists its product as uncharacterized. The record is from RefSeq and is a predicted model, not a curated record. The transcript has 2 exons. Lineage: Eukaryota; Fungi; Ascomycota; Dothideomycetes; Mycosphaerellales; Mycosphaerellaceae. The annotation marks the transcript as partial.
AAAUGGCUCCAGAAGAAAAACUACCAAUACGAAGUGACAUUCUCCCUAUACAUGCUGACACCAACCGAGAAAUUCGUCUUCAACUCUAUCGCUUUCCUCUCCCUCUCAAUGCUUACCAUCGCUACGUUCAUGUACCUUCCCGACCACGUCAUGACCAUCAGUCGACGAACGUACUACUACUUUGCUGGU